This is a messenger RNA of Neohortaea acidophila, 1195 nucleotides long. RefSeq lists its product as uncharacterized. Bases 366 to 1022 code for a protein of 218 amino acids. NCBI's taxonomy places the organism in Eukaryota, Fungi, Ascomycota, Dothideomycetes, Mycosphaerellales, Teratosphaeriaceae. The transcript has 2 exons. The record is from RefSeq and is a predicted model, not a curated record.
CGCCCAGCCAGGUCAGAUAAGGUCGGUCAUCUUCUGCCUCCGUAUCACAGUAAGCGCGUCAUCAGGAACCGCAAACCCCAAGCACAUGGGGCGCCGAGCGGUCGAUUUAUCUUUCGGGUACGGGACAAGCCGCGGCUUUGUGCACACUCGUCCAAGGCCAAGUACUUAGCAGAGUAGGUGGCUUGCUCUUCCUGCAACAUGAGGUGGCUUUGCUUAGCUUUUGACCCUCUCGGCGCCCAUUCGGCACUUCGCGUUCCGUCUUGCAGAUCAACAGACCUUUCCAAUGGCAAUUGAGGCGCUGCCAGACUCUGCGCUCAGCCCAGCCUUGCCAGCUGAAACCGUCCAGCCUUAUCAGCUUGGAAGCCAUGGCACUCCAACACAUUGGGAAGCUGCUACGCCGAUCUCGAACCCAUCCACGAUGCAACCGGGUAGACAGCUCGUGCAUAAUUGCGAGUAAAGGAUAUAAAAGUCGUUUCGUCUCUUCCCAAAUUGAUUAUACCUAUCGUAUCCAUCCAUCCAUCCAUCCGCCCAACCUUCGCAAACCAAAUUUCCAAAUCUUGUCUUCCUCCACCAUGAGAAUCUUCGCCCUCCUUCCCGUGGCCUUCACCCUCGCGGCCUACGCUAUUCCCGUUGCUCAGCCAGAUCCCAACGCCCUGGCCGCCGGAGAUGCCCUCCCAUCCCCGAGCAUGAACUUGGCGAAGCGUGCCCAAGACCCCACCGUCAAAGCCGUCAAGAAGGCGAUCCGCCGCCUCAAUCUCGACCUAAGCGACACCGUCGACGACCUCUUGACAGCGCUAGGCUUUGACGGCACGGUGGCCGAUGUCGACGAUCUACUCGCCGGUCUGGUGGGCAAUACGGAAGACUUGGUGGGCGAGGUGGAAGCUCCUGUUCUUGAUCUAGUUGAUGAUCUCGGGCUGGGAGGCCUCACCACAGCCAUUGACGAUCUCGAGGAGGCGUUGGGUAUCAACCCCAACAGCCCCAUUUCUUCCUUGUUGAAGGGGCUUGGUCUCUUGCCUCGAUAAGCUGGAAGCGGAAUUGCCGGGCGGUCUCGUCAUGUCCCGGACGAAACUGCAGUCCCUCUGUAUUGAGUGAAGGAAGCUGGACGACAGUGAAAUUGUCCGUAAGGCAGGGUUGGCGGAGGUUCGCUCAUAACCUGGCAGCUAGCAGACACGUUCAACGACAUUUAAAUUGAUUA